AUGAGAUCUAUAGUCUAUCUCCUCUCAUGUGGGGCAGUCUCUUCAGAACCCAGUGCCGCCGACCGACGGCUCUACGGGGUGCCGUUGGUCACCGACCUGGAUUUCUUCGACACGGACCUCGUCGCUGGCUCUGUGGGAGCAACCUUGACGUGGGUGCCGCCGACAGUUUUAAGUGAAGUGAUCGGCUACACGGUGUAUUUGGCAGACAGUGCUGGAUCCAGCACUGGCCGCGUGACAUUAGGUUCUGUGCUGGUGGGGACAAACUUGCUGGCAGUGCCUGCUGGAACUGCCGUGAACAACAGCUUGACGCAUCUGUUUGUUCAUUCCGAAUCCAAUCUGGGUUUGCGACCUGAUGGUGCAGGCCUUGAGAUUUGUGAUGUUUCAGCUACUGACACGUUGUUUCUUCAGAAUGCAGCUGCUUCAACUUAUGCCUGGGGCAUCCCAGAUUUGAGCUUUCAUCGCUUGCCGGAUUGCUCCGACACUGCAAUGCUCUUUGCACAGCCCGGCCUUUCAGGCUCCGAGAGUGGCUAUGGAGAAGCGAACGCCUUCGAUGGUGACUCCAGCACUCCCUGGGUCUCGUCUUGUUCCAGCUGUACGGUGGGUCAGGCUCUCAUUGGUGUGGUAGGCGUGUGCAAGCCAGAGGAAGUACGUUGCGUGAAGUUACGUCAGUGCACCGCCGGGCGUGGCGACUACGGCUGCCCCUCGAGCGCCUCGCGGAUGUCCCGGGUCUCGCUGCUUGCCAAGGGAGAGCACGUCUUCACCUGGAACUUUCUACAGGGUCAAACCUCUUCGGUUUUGCCCGCCCUGGAGAUGGAGCUGCUGAUGUUGCCCAGCCGAAGACGCCGAGCCACUGUGUCGGCAUUUGUUGACGUCUCCUACCAAGUGCAGGCGGAUGCAGAGGUGAAUCCUGGCUUUUCAUCCCGCUGA
Molecule: messenger RNA, 927 nt
Organism: Durusdinium trenchii
Lineage: Eukaryota; Dinophyceae; Suessiales; Symbiodiniaceae
Source: the annotation of a GenBank genome assembly